AUGCAAAUUAUUUCUCUGUCUUUUUCAUGUGAUCUUAACUUACGCAUUUGUCAGUGUGAAAUCCUGCCUUUUCUUUUGCAUUAUAGCAAACCAGGAGUUACUCCAGUUGAAGUUUUACCAGUCUUUCCAGAUUUUGACCUUUGGAAGCAUCCAUUUGCCCAGGUCAUCUUUGACUCUGACCCAGCUCCGAAAAAUACAAACACUUCUGCCCAGGUGGAAGAAAUGUCACAGGCUAUGAUCCGAGGUGCUGUGGACGAAAGUGGUGAGCAGUUUGUUGCCUACUUUCUGCCUACCGAAGAGACCCGUACCAAACGCAAACGAGAUCAAGAAGAUAAUGUUCUCUACCAGCCAGAUGACGUUUACGACUAUGUGUUGGCACGUGAAUACAAUUGGAACGUCAAGAACAAACUCUCCAAAGGUUACGAAGAGACAUACUUCUUUGUUUUCCGUGAUGACGUUGUCUACUAUAAUGAAUUAGAAACGCGUGUAAGACUGAGCAAACGUCGGAAACUUGGGGCCACCCAGGUGGCCAAGUCUCGGCUUAUUGUCAAGCACAGAGAUCUGUUUGACAAGGAGAUAGCAGCUCAAGAUGCUCGUUUGUUGAUGUUGGAAGUGCCACAGGAGGAAGAAGAGGAGGAAGCAAAAGAUGAAUCCCUGGAUAUUUCAGGUAAUCGUUCAGGUGAUGAGGAGGCUAGUGGCAGCGAGAAAGAGCAAGAAUCUGGCCGUGAAAACGAGGCAAGUGACAAGGACUCCAGUGCUAGCGACAAUGAAAGUGUCAAGUCUGCUAGCAGCGAUGCGAGUCGCAAGAGUCAGCAGAGCAAUGCCAGCAGCACAAGCAGCCGAGGUAGUCGGCGGCGAAAGAAAAGUCAGAAUACAAGUGGGAGUGAAGAAGAGAGGGGAAGCGGAAGUGAGAGUGAGGCCGAGAGUGAUGCUGGUCAGGCCGAGAACAAAAAGGAUGAAGAGGAAAUCUUUGGGUCAAGCAGUGAGAGUGAAGCGGAGAAUGAUGGUAAUGCUAACAAGGAGGAUGAGGAGGAGAUAUUUGGUUCGGCCAGUGAAGCUGAAAGUGAAUCUGCAAACAAGAAAGAUGAGGAAGAAAUCUUUGGGUCUGCAAGCAGUUCGGAUGAAAGCAGUUAA
This is a messenger RNA of Acanthosepion pharaonis, 1134 nucleotides long. Lineage: Eukaryota; Metazoa; Mollusca; Cephalopoda; Sepiida; Sepiidae. The record is from the annotation of a GenBank genome assembly.